AUGGAGUCGGAAGCAGCUAUUCCGCAGCCUGUGCACAACGUCCUUCCGACCGUUGAAACAUUUGGAGAACCAAGUCAGAGCAUCAACCUCACCGGACUAAUCCAAGAAUUCCUUGAUCGAGAACGAAGUGCAUCUCUCUACCGCGCUAGCCUCGAAUUUCGCAUUGAACAGGAGUGCGCUUAUCUACAGGAGGAGCGUCACAUCCGCGGCCAUUUAGAGCAUCAACUGGCCGAAUCUCAAUGGGCACGAUCGCAGAUAGAGACUUCCUAUCGUCGCUCGUGUGAAGACCGGGAUUUUUUUCGCCAAGAGGUCGCUCAGGAGAAGGGGAAGAUUCAAGAUAUUGAGUCACGCUUAGCUGCUGCCUUGUCAUUUCACGAAACUAUACAGAAGAGCAGCUGGGGAAGAGCAUCUCCGGACAGAUCAGUUGAUGCGUUGCAGCUACGACUCCAGAGCCAAAGACAGCAGGAAUUGAUUACAGAGCUCCAGGUUCUCAAUCUAGCACAUGAGAAUACCAUACGGACUCUACAGGGCACCCUGCACAAUGCACUGGGGUGCUUUUCCUGCUGUUCCUACACUGAUAGCGAUGGUACAUCCACCGCCGUCGAGGCUUUUGCGAGCGAAGGAAGCAAGAGCCCCCAAGAGCCACCGGAGAAUACAGACCCUUUGUUAGCAGUGAAUCACCUGGGAGAGACAUGGUACGAGGGAUGA
This is a messenger RNA of Aspergillus steynii IBT 23096, 708 nucleotides long. RefSeq lists its product as uncharacterized. Lineage: Eukaryota; Fungi; Ascomycota; Eurotiomycetes; Eurotiales; Aspergillaceae. The transcript has 2 exons. The record is from RefSeq and is a predicted model, not a curated record. Bases 1 to 708 code for a protein of 235 amino acids.